GCUGGCUGGUUGCUCCUCUUGCUAUGAUGCCUGGGCAGAUCCCAGACCCUUCUGUGACCGCAGGCUCUCUGCCAGGGCUUGGUCCUCUCACCGGACUCCCCAGCUCAGCUCUAACUGCAGAGGAGCUGAAAUACGCCGACAUCCGCAACAUUGGGGCCAUGAUUGCACCCUUGCACUUCCUGGAGGUGAAACUGAGCAAGAGGCCCCAACCUGUGAAAAGUGAGCUAGAUGAGGAAGAGGAACGAAGGAAAAGGCGCCGGGAGAAGAACAAAGUAGCGGCGGCCCGGUGCCGGAACAAGAAGAAGGAGCGCACGGAGUUUCUGCAGCGGGAGUCUGAGCGGCUGGAGCUCAUGAAUGCCGAGCUGAAGACCCAGAUCGAGGAGCUGAAGCAGGAGCGGCAGCAGCUCAUCCUCAUGCUGAACCGCCACCGCCCCACCUGCAUCGUCCGCACCGACAGCGUCAAGACGCCAGAGUCUGAAGGCAACCCACUGCUGGAGCAGCUGGAGAAGAAGUGACUGUGGGCUGGAAGGAGUCCGAGGAGGAGGAGGAGGAGGAGGAGGAGGAGGAGAGACGGAGAGGCAGGAGGACUGGCUCCCAGAGGGCCCUUCCUUGGUACAUGAAAAACUAUACAGUGAAGCUCAGCACAGCUGGCAUCCAGCAGGCUUUUUUGUGAAACUCAGAUCAGCCAGCCAAGGGGAAGAGCGGGCUGGAGAAACCCAGAGGGACCAGAGACCAAACUUUGGCUGAGACCAAAGUUGACCCAUGAGUGGGGCUGUGCUGCCUGGAGCCCAGCUUGAAGGACGUGGGGGCAGAGAGACGCCCAGCCAGGCAGCCUGGGAUGCUCCGCCAGCCUCUCUACCAGGGCACUCACCCGAGGGACCACCAAGCAGCCAGGAAAAGCCAUGAGCUGCAACCAAAACGCAGCUGAGGAUGGAACUCAGCGUGAACUGCAACCCUCCUGCCCCCAGCCCUGCCCUGACCUGAUGUAAAGCUGGACAGGGGGCUGCUGCGGGGCCCUGAUGCCCCUGCCAAGGAGGUGGCAGCUGGGUGCACCCUUGCCAGCCCUGCUGGAGUUUGCUGUGGGCACUGAGGCGCGGGCGCCCUUCCAAAGCACACACUCACCGAAUGUUUACAGACUGGCUGUCCUGGCAGGGCUUCCAACUGCACAUGUUUUUUAUACUUUCUUUUUUUUUUAAAUAUUUUUUACAAAAAAAAGAUUUUAUACAAGCAAUAUAUAUAUGGAUUUCUAUAAUCACUUGAUGUGAUACAGUAUAAAUAUGCUAUGGUUUGUUACGGACAGAUACUCUCCAGUUAUGGCCAUUGUGUUAACUCCUAAGUACCGUAGUCUCUGGGUGUCAGGGUAGCCGGGGCGGGUGGGGUGCAUUUCCAUCCCUGUAAACCCUUCCCAGUACUCAGUCCUGUAUCACUCAGUAAACAUUGCUCUUAUUACCCA
This is a messenger RNA of Chinchilla lanigera (long-tailed chinchilla), 1453 nucleotides long. It is a transcript of the gene Jdp2, whose product is annotated as Jun dimerization protein 2. Lineage: Eukaryota; Metazoa; Chordata; Mammalia; Rodentia; Chinchillidae. Gene Ontology annotation, biological process: regulation of transcription by RNA polymerase II. Gene Ontology annotation, molecular function: RNA polymerase II cis-regulatory region sequence-specific DNA binding; DNA-binding transcription factor activity, RNA polymerase II-specific. The record is from RefSeq and is a predicted model, not a curated record. Gene Ontology annotation, cellular component: nucleus.